This is a messenger RNA of Pangasianodon hypophthalmus (striped catfish), 3986 nucleotides long. It is a transcript of the gene mapkapk5, whose product is annotated as MAPK activated protein kinase 5. Gene Ontology annotation, biological process: Ras protein signal transduction; negative regulation of TOR signaling; peptidyl-serine phosphorylation. The transcript is spliced from 15 exons. The record is from RefSeq and is a predicted model, not a curated record. Lineage: Eukaryota; Metazoa; Chordata; Actinopteri; Siluriformes; Pangasiidae. Gene Ontology annotation, molecular function: calmodulin binding; calcium/calmodulin-dependent protein kinase activity; mitogen-activated protein kinase binding. The coding region runs from base 645 to 2069 and encodes 474 amino acids. Gene Ontology annotation, cellular component: cytoplasm; nucleus.
CGUUUCCCGGGAGAAUCGCUAACAGAGGGAUGAGCCUGCUGCUAGCGCUGAGACACAACGACACACCAAAUAAGUCCCGAACCCUUAGCGGACUGCACACAGACUGUCCUGACACCCGGUUCUUCAGUGAUUCGUUUGCGCCUGGCUGGAUUUAAAGCCUGUUAAUGGUUAUAAGUAGUUGCCGUGGCUUUUUUUUUUGCAAUCCGCUAUAGCGCUUGGUGCUAACAAGCUAAACAGGCAGGUAAGUGGCGAGCUAACCUGCUGCUGAUCGCCGGUUCUCCGUUAAUCAGCGACCGAGCGACACUGUGAGCUGGCCUAGAGACAGCCGCGCUGUAGGAGAGGGUGUCUUCCUCGCUCCUGGCAGUCGGAGCUGCGGCGUUUCUCCUGCUCGGGAUUUACUGAAGUCCGACUGCACGCUGUCACACGGGAGACGAGCUGCGGGGCUGAAACAGCGCCAGUCCGUGCGGGCCGCCGCGGAGAUCAGCUCGCUGUCCCACUUCAGCCCGUAGCUUAGCGCUCGACAGUCCCUAGUUUAAUGGAAAGUCACCGUUGCAUUUCGGGAAAAAGGUACAGAGUCGACCAUCCGAGAGCGGACACACAGACUCGCUAAUCCCACUGAGCCGAGUGUGAAGCUGCAGCAGGACAUGAGCACCAUGUCUGAAGACAACAAUGCGGACAGGUUUAUUAAGGAGAGCUCCAUCUUGGACGAGUACAGUAUAAAUUGGACACAGAAGCUCGGUGCUGGAAUCAGUGGACCUGUAAGGGUGUGUGUGAAAAAGUCAACACAGGAACGUUUAGCUCUGAAGAUCCUGAUUGACAGACCUAAAGCACGCAAUGAGGUAAGACUUCAUAUGAUGUGUGCCUCACACCCCAACAUUGUACGCAUCUUGGAGGUUUAUGCCAACAGUGUGCAGUUUCCCCAUGAAUCCAGUCCACGAGCAAGAUUAUUAAUUGUUAUGGAGAUGAUGGAGGGAGGAGAGCUGUUCCACAGAAUCAGCCAGCACAGGCACUUUACAGAGAAGAUGGCCAGCCAAGUCACUAAACAGAUUGCCCAGGCUUUGGAACAUUGUCACUCACUUAACAUUGCACAUCGAGACCUAAAACCAGAGAACCUGCUGUUCAAGGAUAAUUCACUGGAUGCUCCUGUAAAGUUGUGCGAUUUUGGUUUUGCUAAAAUCGAUCAAGGUGAUUUGAUGACCCCACAAUUCACUCCUUACUAUGUAGCACCUCAGGUAUUGGAGGCACAAAGACGCCACCAGAAAGAAAAGUCUGGAAUAAUUCCUACCUCACCCACCCCUUACACAUAUAACAAGAGCUGUGACUUGUGGUCCUUGGGUGUUAUUAUCUAUGUGAUGCUGUGCGGUUAUCCUCCGUUUUAUUCCAAGCACCACAGCCGCACCAUCCCUAAAGACAUGCGCAAGAAGAUCAUGACAGGCAGCUUUGACUUUCCUGAAGAUGAGUGGAGCCAGAUAUCUGAAAUGGCGAAGGACAUUGUCCGCAAGCUGCUGAAGGUAAAGCCUGAAGAAAGGCUAACCAUUGAGGGGGUCUUGGCUCACCCCUGGCUUAAUUGCACUGAGGCCUUGGACAAUGUGCUUCCUUCUGCUCAGAUGAUGAUGGACAAGGCAGUGGUCGCUGGAAUCCAGCAAGCCCAUGCAGAACAACUGGCCAGCAUGAGAAUACAGGACCAUAACGUCAGCCUUAAGCCUCUCAGCUCUGUGAACAACCCCAUUCUGAGGAAGAGAAAGCUGCUAGGUACAAAGCCUAAUGAUGGCUUCUUCAUUAAUGACCCCGAAAAUGGAGCAGAAGACUCGAAUGUGGCUCUGGAAAAGCUACGGGAUGUUAUUGCACAGUGCAUCCUACCACAGGCUGGAGAAAAUGAGGACGAGAAGCUGAAUGAGGUGAUGUAUGAAGCGUGGCGUUUCAACAGAGACUGCAAGCUGCUCCGUGACGGCCUGCAAGGACUGAGCUGGGAUGGUAGGGCUUUCUCUGAUAAAGUGGAUCGCUUGAAAUUGGCAGAGAUUGUGAAACAGGCUAUUGAAGAAAAAACUAACUUGGAAGACUCCCAAUAGAAAGUGCUGCAUUUGUAUUUCCUUUUGUACUGUUUAUUAUAAUUGUUCUUAAGCAAAUAACUGUAAAGUGUAAUUUUAUGUAAAUUGAAGCGCCUAUUUUCCCCCUUCCAUGGACACACUCGCAAGCCUGUUGUACAGCUGUAGAUAACGCCAAGUUGUUGGUAUGAUUACUUUUUUCUACAGACGACAGUGAAGAAACAUUUCAAAAAGAUUAUUUUUGUUUUUGCAAGGAAAAAGUACCAACUGAGGCAGUAGCCCUUUGUAAUUCAUUUACGAGAUUUAUUUUUAUUUUUAUUUUUGUUUUAACAAUGCUUGCAAGUCUAUUUAUAAGAAAAAGAAAGCUGUUUUACCACAAAGCUUACAAAGGACAAAUUAACAUAUGGAGGCUUCUUAAAAAAGGUUGAGGUGCGGGUCUGGCCAGAAGUUAAAGAUGAAAUUGCUACUAAAUAUUAUUCCAUAUCACAUCAUAUCACAUAAUGCAACAACUGUGAAAUAUAGCAUCAAAUAUUAAUCCGUCGUAUUCUGCUCCCUGAAAAUUAUAGCUGUUAUUUAAAUUGGGAUGCUAGAUAAUUUUUCUCCUAUAUAUCCCAAAAUCUGUUACCAAGUUAAGCCAUGCUGGCAUAAUUUUUCUCAAAUCAACUUCAUUUUUCGCUUAACUCCAGUAAUUAUUCCCUUUAGUUCAGCUCAUACGAGGCUGUUUGGUGAAUUACGACUUAACAUUGCAGCCUUCCUCGGCUGUGUUUGUGAAAAGAAACAAAUAAAUGCUGUAUCUAUUUUGAUCUUCUUUGAUGAAAGUACAUUUGCAUGAGCAGUUUUUCUGGUUUUCCUAAAGCAUCAGGGUCAUAAAUCUUAAUUGGUAGUGUGUGUUCAUACAAAGCAAGCUUCUGAUCAUAACCUGAACAACUGUAUAACAUUUGACCUAUAUAGUUAUAAUGUGUAUAACGUUUGUGUCAGUCUUAAAGUCUUAGUAAUUUUACAGAAGAUGCCACAUGGUCCCUGGUUAGGUCUCAUCCCCAAGCCAGAACUGCACAUGCCCAGAUAACUCCCCCAUUGAAAGAUGUCUGUUAAAUUAUAAUUGUUGUGUGAUUUAGUGGGAUCUAGCAAAUGUGACUGUUUUUCAUAUGAUUUAGUGAAAAUAUACUAAAGGAUUUUUUUUCAUUCAAGAAUUAUAAACUGGGACCUAAUAAUACGUUCAGUGUCAUUAUAUGAAAGCCAGAUGUAAUAAGCUGUUCAUGAAGACUCUUUUUACAGUAUAUCUGAACAUUCUUAUAGACAACAUCAAAAAAUAUGUAAAGAAAUAUGUAACACAUGUUGUAUUAAUCGUUAGACUCUGAUGCUUUGAGAAAGCCAUUUGAGUUAUUAUUACCUAGGUGAUAUCACCUAAAUAUAUAGCUAAAAAUAACAUUUUUUUGUUGUAGCAACAAGUCCCCAAAUAACACUAAUCAUGAGAUUCAGCACUACCCUAUCUUAGGAAAAUACCAACAGAUUUUUUUUCUCUAUAACUAAUCCUCAUGUCAUAGAAUAUAUGUUAAGUCCUAACUUCAUUGUUAAAUACAUGCCUUCCUCCAGCUAUGGGCCCACAAACACAGUACAGUCUACCUUUAACAUUUUACAGUGUUAUUGUAAAAUGUUAUUUAAAUCACAGUAAACAGUUUUGUAGAAUCAUUAGUUGUUGAGUUGAACCCAAAGAUUUCACAUACCCUGUGGAUCUGCUGAUUGCUCUGUAAGAAAUGACUAAAUUAUUCUAAAAUGUAGCAAUGCACCUGGGGAAGCUUUCUGAAGACGAGUGAUCCUCUGUAUGUAGAACAAUCUGCUGAGCCAUAGUCAGUUUGCCUUAUGCCCAGCCCUUUGCAAACCAUGACGAAGCAAAUCAUAGCGCUAGAGGCCUUUUUUUUUUUUUUUUUUUUUUUUUAAAAA